Trichomonas vaginalis G3 is the source of this 646-nucleotide messenger RNA. Its product is annotated as organellar and viral DNA polymerase type B. The record is from RefSeq and is a predicted model, not a curated record. The transcript has a single exon. NCBI's taxonomy places the organism in Eukaryota, Parabasalia, Trichomonadida, Trichomonadidae. The annotation marks the transcript as partial.
AUGUAUCGGAAGUUGUCUAAGUUAGAACACUCGGAAAUAAAACAACUUCUUACAGAAGCUAAUAUAGAUGUUGCAAAGCAUUACGCAACAAACAAAAAAGCACUCGCUGACUUCAUUAAAGACUAUAAUGGUGCAAUAAGUUACGAUAAAAUUCAUGAGUUCAUAAAGCCGCAACGCGGCGAGGACGAAGUCCAUGCAAUAGCAUUUCCUUUAAAUGACGUUGCUAUUGACUUAUAUCAUAGACGUUCAGUACCUCAUGAAGUAAGAAGAGAGAUGUUUGACAUAACAAAUGCGAACGUUGGUCAUACUCGUAAAGCUCUUUCGCAUGAUGUUCGUCAAGAGAUGUUUGACAUAACAAAUGCGAACGUUGGUCAUACUCGUAAAGCUCUUUCGCAUGAUGUUCGUCAAGAGAUGUUUGACAUAACAAAUGCAAACGUUGGUCAUACUCGUAAAGCUCUUUCGCAUGAUGUUCGUCAAGAGAUGUUUGACAUAACAAAUGCGAACGUUGGUGAAACAAGAAGAAGAGACGACACACUGAAACAACAGAGAAGAGAGAUGUUUAAGAGCGCUAUAGAACAAGUUCGCAAAGCUAACGAUGUCAUUCGUUCCAUUGACGACAAACCAAAAGAAGGUGAGAGAUGGUUAA